AUGCCGGAUCUCUCUGGGUCGAUCCCGAGCCCUGAUCCGGUUUGCGGGGUUUCCGGAUCUUGCCGGAUCUGCGGGGUCCGGAUCGGAACCCUAGGAUGUCUCCACAGCAAAUCCAACAUCCCCUACAAAAAAGAUACACAGGACCCGCCGGGGGAACUGCAACACUCCCCAUUUCCUCAAGCCCACUCACAUCCAAUUCGUCUCGUCCACCUCUACGACCCUUACCACCCCUAUUCAGAACCGAAAAUGAUUAAGAUCUGGUCAUUGAAGAAAGCCGAAUCGGAUGCUGCCAAGAAGAAGCCCAAGACGAGUGCAGCUCAGAUCCGAGUCCAAAAAGAUCUCACCGAGCUCGAGCUUCCUUCAACUAUGACCACACAUUUCCCUGAUCCUACCGAUCUCCUCAACUUUACACUGACCAUCAAGCCAGAUGAAGGAAUGUACAAAGGCGGCUCGUUUAUUUUCAACUUUGUGAUCAAUUUAAAUUACCCUCACGAGCCACCCAAGGUGAAGUGUACCCAAAAGAUCUACCAUCCGAACGUCGAUAUUGAGGGGAACGUGUGCCUCAACAUUUUGAGAGAAGAUUGGAAGCCGGUGUUGAACUUGAAUGCGGUCAUAGUUGGGCUACAGUACCUGUUUUUGGAGCCCAACGCAGAUGAUCCAUUGAAUAAGGAGGCUGCCAACGAUCUGAGGAACGAUCGGAUCGCAUUCGAGCAUAACGUUAGAAGUAGCAUGAAUGGUCGGUCCAUCAGGGGCACUUCUUACGACGUUGUGACGACAAAACGAUCAUGAACCUCACAACUUAACUCCUCUCAUAUCCUCAAACUCCGUGUUGUAUCGCCAUGAUUACCUUUGUGUGGAAUAGAGGAAGUUCUGGUCGUUUUUUGAUCUGCAUGUGUACUCUGCCCCCAUGUGAUUUAGUUUACCGUCACUAUACAUACCUUCAAAUCGUGAGCGUCGCCUCGCUUUUUGCUAAAUCUAGGAACCCUUAACCACCUUGUUCCUUCAGGCUAUCAUCGAGUUACAUAAGUUGCUGGACUUUCGAGCGUGCAAGCUCAUAUACGCAUGCUCUUUGGUCAAAAAGGGCACAAGCUCGUCUAUAGUUGUGCUCAUUGCCGGUGAUCCAUCAAAUGCUCCGCUGACUCAAGUGGUACAAGUUGUGUCGUCAUGUAAUAUAUCGAUCCUUAGGAUAGGC
Molecule: messenger RNA, 1192 nt
Organism: Puccinia graminis f. sp. tritici CRL 75-36-700-3
Lineage: Eukaryota; Fungi; Basidiomycota; Pucciniomycetes; Pucciniales; Pucciniaceae
Product: ubiquitin-conjugating enzyme E2 M
Exons: 6
Coding region: 1-789 (262 amino acids)
Source: RefSeq, a predicted model, not a curated record